This is a messenger RNA of Vigna radiata var. radiata (mung bean), 817 nucleotides long. Its product is annotated as transcription repressor OFP14-like. Lineage: Eukaryota; Viridiplantae; Streptophyta; Magnoliopsida; Fabales; Fabaceae. The record is from RefSeq and is a predicted model, not a curated record. Bases 41 to 817 code for a protein of 258 amino acids. The transcript has 2 exons. Gene Ontology annotation, biological process: negative regulation of DNA-templated transcription.
AUUCUUCAUAUUCUCUUCAACUUCGUCCCUGAAACCAAAAAUGUCAAAGAAAAUCUCAAAAUCCCUGAGAGAUUAUCUCAUCAAAAUCAAACCCUCGCAACGUUCCAUGGUUAAAUUAUCCUCUAAGAAAUGGGUUCCCAAAGGUUGCAAGCAUCCUAGGACUUCUUCUAUCGACAUGGACACCAACAAAAACAUCAUCAAAAAAACCACCACCAACGUCAAAGACGACGAAGCCAUGUUAGCAGACAUUGAUCGCUUUCUCAUCGAGAAUUUCAAGAACCUCUUCCUCGGUGAAGAAACCACCACCAACAAUGAAUCCAAAGAACAAAAAUCUCCCAAACUAGACUUUAUCAGAUUUGACUCUUCUCCAAGGUUUGAUGAUUCCCCACUGAACCUCUUCACUGACACAACAACCGAACCAGGACGAUCCAGUUUGACCAUGUCUGACCCUGAGGGUGUGGAGGAACAAACCACCGUUCUGAGUAAUUGCGUGGUGGUUUUGGCCAACUCCGCCAGACCCACCGAGGAUUUCCGUCGGUCCAUGGAGGGCAUGGUUGAAGCAAGAUUGAAGAAGAGUGAAAAGGUGGAUUGGGAGUUCAUGCAGGAGCUUUUGUUCUGUCACAUGAAUCUCAACCAGAAGAAGUGGCACAAGUUCAUUCUCAGCGCCUUCGUGGAUAUCGCCACCAGCCUCCGCCAGACACCGGAGAUUUCUCCGGCGAACCCCCAGCCGCCGCGGAGCGUUCGGACUGUAAGGAUCGGAAGAGAAGUGAGGAAGAAGACAAAGGAAGCAAUCACCUUGGAAUUUGGGUCACCCUAA